This is a messenger RNA of Argiope bruennichi, 2518 nucleotides long. Its product is annotated as nucleolar protein 4-like. NCBI's taxonomy places the organism in Eukaryota, Metazoa, Arthropoda, Arachnida, Araneae, Araneidae. Bases 266 to 2245 code for a protein of 659 amino acids. The record is from RefSeq and is a predicted model, not a curated record. The transcript is spliced from 10 exons.
ACCAUACGGGCCGACAAACAGCAGGCUGCGUUGAUAGAAGGAGUGACUAAGGUCCCGAGCUUGAGUUUUCUUCGAUCUUCCCUGUGUGUGGUUACCGAAAGUGCUUCCGACAAUGCAACUGCUUCACGGAUUAAUUCACGACUGAGAAUUACAAUCCUUCCAUUACACUUUUCAUUUUUUCGACAUCAACUUCAUUAAAAAUGCAUGUCAAGAACCUCAACUCAGGUUCUUAAUCGAAUCCAGUCUCUGGGACAGUGUACUUUGCAUGGAGCAAAGAAGACAUAACACAAGACAUGCAGCUGCAUUAGCUGCAGCAGCUGUAAAUUCUGCUGAAUCUUUUGCCCUGUCCUCGCCUUCCCACUCAUCUACCCCCUCGCCCACUGGACACAAGAGUCCGGCAAGUCCCCCGGACAUGACUUCAAAGACAGAAAUGUAUGAUUCUUUCCAGACAUGGGCCUUGAAGACCUACGGAGACAGUGCCAAGACUAAGACAGUGACUAGGAGAAAGUACAAUAGAAUAUUGAAGAUCCUUAAGGGGGAAGAACAGACUAAUGCUGAAAAUUCGAAAUUCCGAUUUUGGGUAAAGGCCAAAGGAUUUCGAGUCGGACCCCCUGCGGGUCACUCGGCGAGUGCCAAAUCGUCGGACCAAGUACUCUACAUUCCAUGCUCGAAAAUUCCAAGCAAUGGAAGUGACAGGAGUGAAAGUGUGGUUUACAAAAAAGUUGCAGUGGUGGAAAAUUUCUACGACAUCAUCUAUGGUGUUCAUGUUGAAAUGGAUGGGCGAGGAGGAAAGCACGCUGGGCAAAAGAGGACAUACAAAGCGAUUGCGGAGAUGUAUUCCUUCCUACCUCGCGAAGCAGUGACCCACUUCUUAAUGUCAUGUACCGACUGCCAGAAGAGAAUGCAUCUCGGGGCGGAGCCGCAGCAGAAGACACCGACGGGUAACCAUGACAACGGACAUCAGCUCGACGAGAGCAUCAGCUCGCUCGACACAACUGCUGGGGACGACACUGACUCACUACACAUUGACUACAGUCUGCCUAUCACAACGACAUACCUCAAACACAUGCGAAGCCUCGGGUAUUCUGAAGAAGAUGCCCUUAAUCCCGACAGAGAGGACUCGGAGGACGUGGAAAGCGAGGUCAGUGAGGAACCCAACACGCCUCUGAAUCCUUCAGCAGCUGGACAUAUGUAUGAUGGCAUUGUCAAAGAAGAAGGUGGAAUCGAAAGUCCUGUAAACCAGGCCCCAGCAGGACCAUCUGGACGAAGACGAGCAGUCGCAAGAUAUCGAAAACAUGAGAAUCAGAUGCAUUGGACGGAAUCUAUGAACGACGAACCAAUCAAUAUGAUUAAAGGAGAUUAUUCCAAUAAUAACCAUGAUCAUUCAUAUGAAAGAGCUGGGAGCCCAUGCAAUGGAUGUGUGAAAAGAGAAGCUUCGAGCACGCCCGAUAACCUUUCAGCAGGAACUAAAGACGAAGACGAUGAAGAUGAUGACGAUGAUUCAGAUAAAAUAGAUAUCAACAAAUAUGAUCCAGAACGACUAAAGGCUUUUAAUAUGUUUGUUCGACUGUUCGUGGAUGAAAAUCUCGAUCGAAUGAUUCCCAUCUCGAGGCAACCCAAGGAUAAAAUUCAAGCAAUUAUCGAUUCCUGCACGAGGCAAUUUCCAGAAUUUGGCGAACGAGCACGGAAAAGGAUUCGAACUUACCUCAAAUCCUGUCGCAGGAAUAAAAGAACAAGAGAGAGUACAAAUUGGGAACUUGGAAGAAAUACGCAACCACAUUUAACAUCUGCCCUUGCAGAGCAAAUAUUAGCCAAUGCUUGCGAAAACGAAAGCCAAAACGCAAAGAGGAUGCGGUUGGGACUUAAACCUAUAGCUGCUGAAAUAGAAAGAACGUCUCGCAGUCCACCUAAUGAAAACAUUCUUCAAUCCACUCUGCGUCAUGGCAAAUCCCAAGUUUCUAGUCUUCUGAAUGGGAGUUCUCCAACUUAUACUUCAGCUUACCGUUUAGUGCCAAAUACGACCACUAAUGGUCACACGAGUUCCAUAACUAGUGUUAGUAAUGGACCAACUGACCUCAGUAUGAAGAAAAGUACAAGCAACCAGUUGGGCAGCCCAGUGAAACAUUCCCUAAAUCCAAGUGAAGUUAUUGCAGUUAAACAAUUAAUCGCUGGUUACAGGGAAUCAGCUGCAUUUUUGCUGCGCUCUGCCGAUGAGCUAGAGCAGCUUUUGUUGCAACAAAACUGAACAUUCCAAUCAGCAAUUCUGCACUUUUCAAGGCAACGGUGGCCUUCAAGUACUAUUUUUGUUCAUGUGGUAGAUAAGCUGAAUUUGUAUCUUUUGAAGUGGAACUCAGUGGCUGAAUUACAAUCUCAUGCCUUCAAGGAAUUUUAAAGAUCAAAUCAUAUUCUUUCCAUAAUCAAUCGUAUUUUCUAAAUCCACAUUUUGAAGUCUAGAUCUGUUCUUAAUUUUGAGCGCAGUCAAAUGUUUGCUCUAGACACAUUUUAAAGAUAUUUUCAU